Messenger RNA from Rubroshorea leprosula, 1828 nucleotides. The record is from the annotation of a GenBank genome assembly. NCBI's taxonomy places the organism in Eukaryota, Viridiplantae, Streptophyta, Magnoliopsida, Malvales, Dipterocarpaceae.
CGUUGUAGGUUGUUCCUCUUUCCUUCCUAAUUCAUCACCCACAAUUGUUCAAACAAGAAAAAUCCGAUAGCUUCUUUUCAUCAAUAAACACAUUUCUCCACUCUCUUCUCUGAUUUCUCCAAGUUUUCUCACAAAACAGAAUCCUUUUGUCAAGAAACCACUUUCUUUAUGUUUACCAGAAAUCCCCAGAAUUUCAGCCUUCUUUUUCUCCAAAAAUUGAGGUUUCUUAUUUGAAAUGGACAACGAUUCCAUUACUUGGUCAGUGAAACUGGAGAGACAUGCUUUUGGGACAUUCUCAAUAGCCUAUAAACAAGCACAUCCGCUGAGAAGGAGAGAUUUUGUUAGGAUUGAUAAUGGCAGCAAUUUUAUUUUUGUUGGACUCUUCAAAGUUAAUGGAAUUUCAGAGGAAGCUUCUUGCUUUCUCUUUGAACACUUUCUAGAAAAUCUCAAAGUGUAUGCAAAAGACUCAUCUUGGUUUUCAGUCGAGUACCUUGAGCAUGCUCUAUGUGACACAGGACGUGAUUUUAAUGAUAGAAAAACAUCUCCUAUUGAUAUUGGGGCCAGUUGUUUGGCUUUAGUGUUUGAUGGUGUACAUCUCCAUCUUUUGAAUGCGGAAGAUUCCAGGGCUCUGGUAGUGGAAGAGGCUCUUAUCGAGCAACUCACCACAAUUCACAACCGACCCUACUGUACUCAGCUUUUUGGGCAAAGUAUUGUGGUAGGGACACCACAAUAUCGUACAAAACGGUUAGCAGUAAGCAACAAAUUCAUGAUUGUUGCUUCGAGGGGACUUUGGAAGGUUCUGAGAAACGAAGAGGCUGUACAUAUAGUCCAAAGUAAUCCACCAGAUGAUGAUAUCACAAUUGCUGUGAUAUUUCUAGACUAUGAAUUACUGCACCAGCAUUUUACUUUUCCAAAUCCGAAAGUGCAGUUCUAUUCUUCUUAUCUACCACCAGCAACACAAGAGGAAGACCUUGGAAGAAUGAUCAAGUCCAGGGACUUGAAAAGACACCCCUAUGGGGAGCUGUCUGCAGCUGCUAUUGAAGCUCAUGAAAUAAUGAAAACCUACUGCCAUUUGAAGAUUGGCGGUGAUGGUUUAUUCUUUGGAAUAUUUGAUGGGGGCCAUUCAGAGAAAGCGUCUCACUUUCUAGCUAACAAUUUGUACAAGACUUUAAAAGGGAUUGUUGGAGACACUGAGUCCAUUGGUAUAGAUUCUUUGAGACGGGAGAAGAUUUUUUUCGUUAUGCAACUGGGGAUACAGACUCAAGUUGUCUUGCAGGAGUCAUAAUGAAUAGAUCAUUGUAUCUUGCCAAUAAUGGAAGUUCUUGAGCUGUCCUUGCUUGUUUGGAUGAGUCAAGUAGUCUGGCUGCUGUACAGUUAACAACGAACCAGAUUGCAAAUGAUUAUGCAACCUGUUGCGGCAUGUGGGUUCUGCAUGGUGGUUGAAAAAAGCAUGCAAAUUUCAGCCUUUGAAAUUUGGUUGCAUAGGAAAUCUCAUGGCAGCCUAAUUUUGUUGAAAAAUUGAAAGUCUCAUGGCAGCCUUUGAAUGGAAAUUUGGUUGCUACAACUUUGUCCAUGCAACAUUUAUUGUGCAUGGUCGGAUGAUGACUUUGGAGCCCAUUGCAUUCAUUGUGGGUGGUUGGCAUUUGGCUAUAAAAGGCCAUUUGGCCAUUCGGCAAAGACACCAAGAAGAGCAAUCCAAAGCAAAGUGAGCUCUAGAAAAUACAAGAGUUUUGUGAGUGCUUUGUGUGAAGGUGAGCAAGAGCAGAGUGGUUAAAAUUACUUUGCUGAGUGUUUUUUGAGUGUGUCUCGCAUUCAAAAAUACUGUGAG